CUCGAGGAGAGGGCUCGAUCCACAAUCCCCAACGAGCCAAAAAGCCCAUUUACCUUCUCGAGUUCCCUCGCCGACUGAUCAGUACCUGCAAAUCCCUCACGUUUCCCACCACCUGCACAAAUGGUUUCGCUGGAUCGAUGUUGAGCUUGCCGUGAAGCUGGCAGAUCCUUGCCCUCUCAGGAGAAACCAUGGAGGCCGCUUCGGUGCUUCUUCACUCGAGAACAGUCCCAGUCGGGUCGAGGCUCGACUUGCAGAGGGCGCGCUCUCGCGGGCAUUUCAUCAAACACCUGCGCUGCGGCGAACACACCAGCGGUUUUCACCUCGACCGGACCGCCAAUUCCUCCCAAAGCUCGUUCCUUUGCUCGAGCAUCUCGAAUGUUUCGUUAGUACCGGCGAAGAGGGCGAGGACCCAUCUGUUGCCGCCUCUCAGAUGUUCGUACUCAAGCAAUGCAGCCGCGGAAUCUCGAAACCCCAUUACGGAACUCUUCCAGAACUUGUCGCUCGAAGCGGUGAAGGAAAAGAUUGUUCAGUUAACGCCCAUAGAUGUUGUCAAGCUGUCUGGGAUUCUGUCCAUUUCAGUUGCGGCGGCAAAGUGGACGGUCCGCUCGCUGUUGAACCCUUUCUUCUGGAUGUAUUUUAGCUGGAGUUGGUUGUUUUGGCCCUGGAUCGUGGCCAUAGCUCUGGCGAUUUACGGAUUAUAUUGUCUCCGCAAGCAUUUACGGGGCGAAGCUAAUAUCUUUGAGCAGCUUGCUGUGGUGACUUCAGCUUUUGCUUGGCUCACCCUUGUCCCUCCCGCUCACUUCAAUGGUUAUCUCGAAGGUUGGCCUUUCGUGUUUUUCUUCGUGUACCAUUACUUCUUUUUCUUCAAUGUCAGUGUGAGAAGAAGACUAUAUGGCGAUUACUAUGCUCGCCCACAUGAUCCCAAGUGGGAUAUCGACCCACCUAAAUGGCAGCGCCUCUUAUUUUGUGUUGGGGUCAUGGUUGGUCACUGGCUUGCCGCCUUGGAAGGGCCGGAGCUCCACCGCAUCCCAGGUGGAUGGAGCAAUGUGGGGGUGUGGGUCUUGAUAUUGAUAACUAUCUUGAUGCAUUACAAUUCCACAUUGUAUCUCGCGAAAUAUUCAGAGAAGGUGGUCGUGCCGACUGCAGUUGUCCAGUUUGGACCAUAUCGGUGGGUUCGUCAUCCCAUUUAUGCAUCUACAGUGCUUCUGUUCGCCGCGUAUUGCAUUGCACUUCGGGCGCCUUUGAGCUUGCUGUUUGUAGUUGCUGUAUGCUUGUUGUAUUAUCAGCAGAAAGCAAAGCUGGAGGAGGCGGUGAUGGUUGAGACAUUCGGGAGAUAUUUGGAGUAUGCUGGUAAAGUCAAGUACAAAUUCAUUCCUUUGGUAUACUAGGUUGGCAUGGGUAUGCUGCAGUUCUCUCUUGUGAAUUAUGUAGUUCCUGAAAUCAAAUUUAUGACCUUGAGGUUGAAGUUAUCAUAAUUGUCAUAAUUGUUCCUGUUGCAACUUCUCUCGCCAAUUCUAUAUAACCGUUUAUGUUACAACUUCUCUUGCUGCUUCUGCUUAGUUCUUUUACAAGGUCAAUGCCUUUGGCUUACUUUAAAUUUAUGUCACACAUUAUCAGUUAUCUCACUUUCAGCAAGAUUUUAAGGAGUAUUAUUCACUUUAGUCACAAGGCCUAGUUCACAGUCAUAGGGCCUAUGAAUACCAUAAUAUUCUGUAGAGUUGAAUUUGGAUUCACAUCUGGAAAGGGCUUGAACAGCUCGAUGGCGUUGUAAGUGCAGAUGUUGACUUCAACUCUAUAUUCUCUGUUGAUAUGUAAUAAUUCUGCAUGUCCAGUUGUUCCAGAUCAAUUUGAUGAAAUAUGCUUGUAUGAGAAACUGUGUUGCCUGGCAUCACUCUUGGCAUUGAAGCCACUGGACUAAAUGAAGGCGUUUAUUCUGAAGUGAAAGUUGCAGAAUAAAAGGAAAGCCAGUAACUUCCCUUCUUAUCUCAAAAAAUAGUGCAACUUAGGUCUGACAAAUCACUUCAAGGAGUAGAGAAUUUAUGGGAGAAGUUACUGCUCUUCAACAUGAGGUGGCAAGAAGGAAAGGCCUCUGUAUGAAAGGAUGAAAAAAAGAAAGGAACUGACAAAGGGGAAUGCACUUUUUUAUGCUAGUUGGAAAAAUUUAUAUGGCAAAAUACUAGUUGCAGAUUUGCAAUAUUUACAGAUAAGGAAGUUGAGACUUGGGAACCAAUAAGAUUUGUUAUGUACUACUGUGGGAUUCUACUUGAAGAAGAAUAUAACGGUAAAAACCAGAAAAGAACUUACUCCAGGUGCAUGUGUUUACUGAAUCGAGAUCAAAACAAUACUAUGCCAAUAUCCUUGUAUAAGCAACUGCAUUGGUGCACAGAAGAUCUUUCAGCGGAUACCAGAAAGAGGUCACUGUUGUGUAUUAUACCUUUGGCACUCCACCAAAAUAGUAAUGGUCUUUUAACAUAAUUAGUUCAAUCAUAUUUCCAA
This is a messenger RNA of Eucalyptus grandis, 2496 nucleotides long. RefSeq lists its product as uncharacterized. The record is from RefSeq and is a predicted model, not a curated record. Lineage: Eukaryota; Viridiplantae; Streptophyta; Magnoliopsida; Myrtales; Myrtaceae.